CACAAAAGUGCUGUUUUAAACAUGGAGUUGUGUGAUUGUCAUUAAGAAAAAGAAAACAAUACCAAACAAUAAUACACAACAAAUAAACAAUAUGGCUUCGACGAAAGAUCUAAACGUCGCGAGGAAAAGUCUCAUUGCGUCUCUCGGGGAAAAUUCGAAAAUAUAUUUUGAGAAGAUGAAAUUAUGGUUCCAGAUGAAGACAACGAAGGAGGAAUUUGAUGCAGAAGCCAGAGCAAUCAUAUCAAAAGAGCAUGUUCAUCUGCACAAUGAAUUUCUGCUCUGCCUGUUCAACAAAGUUCAGGGGCUCGCAGAAGCUUCUGCUCCGCGUCACGUAAAAGUUAACAAUACCCAUGUUGACAGGGACAAAUCAUUGAAAGAGAAAAAAAUCAGAAUGAAAAGAAAGUACAAAACGGAUAAAUCUAACUUUGAACCUGCUGACAUGUAUGUUGAAGUUUUGGGUCAAACAUCAUCACCCGUUGGCGAUGAACCCAUAGGUGCAAAUCGCUCCAGCGCACAAGAUCUGGUUUUGCCAGAUCGUACUUUUGUGCUUGCCAGAUUGAUGCUCGCUGCUUGGGAGAAUAACAUGGAUGGUGCAGAAGAAAAUACAGCUCACAUCAUCAUAGCUGCGAUGCAAGGCUUUCUUAAAAAUUUGUUGACAGCUAUUCUCACCAGACGCAAAGGUUACGCAGUGCGAGAUGGUAGCUUUAUUUACAAUAUAGGCGAACCUGUACCGAGUUCAUGGAAAAGGAAUACGAUGUAUAUACCAAGAGGUCCCGAGUAUUGCGCCCCCACUGAGGUGAUUGAUCCUACAGGUCAAGUGCCUUUAAUAAAGCAAAAUAUUGAAGAAGCUGAGCAGGCUACAGCUUUCGCGAUGGCAUGUGCAUCUCAAACAACCAUACCGACUAAAGCACCGGUAAACGUGAGCGAUUUACUUCAAACAUUGAAGGUUUACAAAAAUUUGGUGAGUAACCACACAAUCUACGCGACAAACAUGGAACGUUUGCACACGUAUGCAACCCAUCCUACCUGGGAAGAUUUAGACGCGAGAAAAUUAUUGUGUCAAAGCUCAGGAACUUGAAAAUCAGUGUGGAUACGGUCGUAAACAUAAUUGAACAUUUAA
Messenger RNA from Venturia canescens, 1120 nucleotides. RefSeq names its product transcriptional adapter 1-like. Gene Ontology annotation, molecular function: transcription coactivator activity. Lineage: Eukaryota; Metazoa; Arthropoda; Insecta; Hymenoptera; Ichneumonidae. The transcript has 6 exons. Gene Ontology annotation, biological process: regulation of transcription by RNA polymerase II. The record is from RefSeq and is a predicted model, not a curated record. Gene Ontology annotation, cellular component: SAGA complex. The coding region runs from base 92 to 1078 and encodes 328 amino acids.